Molecule: messenger RNA, 639 nt
Organism: Acanthosepion pharaonis
Lineage: Eukaryota; Metazoa; Mollusca; Cephalopoda; Sepiida; Sepiidae
Source: the annotation of a GenBank genome assembly
AUGUUCAUAUUUUCUAAGCCAAAUAUUUUCUAUAUCUAUCUAUCUAUCUAUCUAUCUAUCUAUCUAUCUAUCUAUCUAUCUAUCUAUCUCAUCCUGGAUAUCUAUCUAUCUAUCUAUCUAUCUAUCUUUAACAGUCUGUUCAUAUCUCAUUCUAUCUAUCUAUCUAUCUAUCUAUCUAUCUAUUUAUCUAUCUAUCUAUCUAUCUAUCUAAAAGAUCUAUUUCCUCAUAUAUAUCUAUUGUAUCUAUCUAUCUAUCUAUCUAUCUUAUCUAUAAUGGAUAUCUAUCUAUCUAUCUAUCUAUAUCUAUUAUCUAUCUAUUAUCAUAUAUCUAUCUAUCUAUCUAUCUAUCUAUCUCAUUCUGAUAUCUUUCUAUCUAUCUAUCUAUUCAUAUCUAUCUAUCUAUCUAUCUUUAACAGUCUGUUCAUAUCUUUUAUCUAUAAAUAUCUAUCAAUCUAUCUAUCUAUCUAUCUAUCUAUUUUUCGUCAUUCUGAUAUCUAUCUAUCUAUUAUAUAUUUUUUAUUUAUCUAUCUAUCUAUUUUUAGUUUGUUCAUAUCUCUAUCUAUCUAUCAUCUAUCUAUCUAUUUAUCUUUUUGCUCUUUUUUUUUUAUUUUGUUAACCCAUCUUUCGUUUUCGGUUUAA